Dromaius novaehollandiae (emu) is the source of this 1478-nucleotide messenger RNA. RefSeq names its product G-protein coupled receptor 35-like. Gene Ontology annotation, biological process: positive regulation of Rho protein signal transduction; chemokine-mediated signaling pathway; phospholipase C-activating G protein-coupled receptor signaling pathway. The record is from RefSeq and is a predicted model, not a curated record. Gene Ontology annotation, cellular component: plasma membrane. Gene Ontology annotation, molecular function: chemokine receptor activity. The transcript has 2 exons. Bases 193 to 1212 code for a protein of 339 amino acids. Lineage: Eukaryota; Metazoa; Chordata; Aves; Casuariiformes; Dromaiidae.
GGCAGGACCAGUGAUGCAGAGUUCCAUUCAUUAGUUCAUCACCUCCGAACCGUUCAGCCGCUGCUCUUACUCCAAGGCAUUCUCUGGACACCUUAUCUGGAAGGACACAGCAUAUUACUUCCUAACAAUAACUGUGAGCUGGAAACCAAGUUAACCCCAAGGUCUCAGAACAUCACACAGCAUCCACACAUCAUGACAACGAAUGCAUCUAGCAACUGCAGUCUCACAAGUUUAGAGCUCUACUACCACGUUUAUCUCCUUGAAUUUACUCUUUAUGUCAUCAUUUUCUUUUUUGGAGCAAUAUUUAAUGCCCUUGCCCUGUGGGUGUUCUUCUACAAAGUAAAGAAGUGGACAGAAACCAGGGUGUACGUAAUCAAUUUAGUCUUUGCAGAUUGCUCCAUUAUCUGCACCUUGCCAUUCAUGGCCUAUUUACUCUGGAAUAAGUCAGUCCGAGAUGAACUCUGCCAGUUUACAGAGGCAAUGUAUAUUAUCAACAUGGUAGUAAGCAUCUACAUCAUUUCAUUUAUUUCUCUCGAUCGAUACAUUGCUAUAAAGCACCCCCUGAAAGCUAAGGCCUUCAGGUCUCCAUUGAAGGCUGCACUUCUCUGUGGACUUCUUUGGGUCGCUGUGAUAAUCAGCACCGCCUUACAACUUCAGCAGAGACAGGCCACGUUCUGCUUUCAGAAGGAUAGUGCCACACCAACUAUUUUGACCCUGCUUUCACUUUUCUUUGUUUUUACUCUUCCAUUAGCCACCUUGACCUUUUGUUCCAUUGCAAUCAUCAGGAACUUGAAGAGAAGGCUGAACACAAGUUCGCUGGAGGAGAAAUUAAUCCACAAAGCUAUUUAUAUUAUUUAUACAAAUAUGGCUGUAUUUUUAAUAUGUUUUCUCCCAGCCUACCUUGGGGUACUUACCAGGUUCAUAAUGGAAAGCAUUGGGGUUACCUGUUCCGUGAUUCGGGUUAUGAGGAACUUGUCUUCUGUGACGAGGUGCAUUGCCACAUCUAACUGCUGCCUGGAUAGCAUUUGCUAUUAUUUUGUGACCAAGGAAUUCCAAGAGGCCCUUCUGUCCAAACCCAGCACUGACAAAAACAAAUCAAAUCCACACUUCUCAGAUACAGACUUGCUAAAGGAAGAUAAGAAAAAACCACACAAACAAAACACCCACCAUGCAAUGUCAAGACAAGAUACAGCUUCAGUGUCACUGGGAUAACUAUUACUCUCUCUUUCUCCAGGGAGAGCUUUGUUGGGUUAUCUCACUACUAACCGAGUUCUACACUAUAUUCUAUAUUUCUAUUAAAGAAGUGAGUUGUUAUCUACAGAUGUGUAAAAGCAGGCAUGUAAUCUCUGUUCAUUAACAUGUCUCCCUUCCCUUCCACACUUUACUCCUAUAGGAAGACAGGUCACUUGAGUGUAUCUCCCUAUUGUAUUUCAUUUUGUAACCAGUCCACUGGCCCUUAAUGUCAACCCAUAUUACAA